AUGCACACCGCGGAUGCCCUUGGUAUCCGUCUCAAUUCAAGUCUCCAAACUACUACCUUUGCAAAUCAGUCAUCCAAGCCUUUCUUCAGACAACAUACCCACUUCUCUGAAUGGAAUAGUAUUUCUUCUAAGCAGCCUGAAUCCUUUCCUGAAUCGACUGAACCAGCUGAGCCUUUCUCUGGGCAGCCUGAAUCAUCUUCAGGCAACAUACCUAUCAGCCCGCCACUUACACCAUCUCAAAAUCAAAACAACAGCAAACCAAGUGGUUUGCUGUUCAGAUAUUGGUCCUCUAAAACUAAUGGCCUCAACAGCUCCUCUCGCUUUGUUGCUGGUCUAUGGUCUGAACAGCCACAGAGUAUACCCUCUCCAAAUUACGAUUUGCGUGUUAUUCAUUCUAUGGCUCGCACCCAUUUAUCCAGAUACCCAAUUGAUUCCCCUUUUAUCUCAUUUUUUGAUACCCCUUUAUCACCUCUUCAACGAGCCUUGCACGAGGAUGAUGGAAUGUUAACCGUAGUUGACAUCUCAUCCUUUGACCAAAGCCGAAUAUUUUCUGCUGUGGAUAUUCUCAAGGAUAAACCCUUGAGCUCUGAGGUUACUACUCGUGGAUAUGCUGGCUACAGUGAAUUCUUAAUCUGGGGCGAUGUUUCUAGCCAAUAUAUUAUUUGCUCUGUCCGCGCAAAUGAUUUGCUUAAGUUGAAAACCUCGACUGUUGAUUUUCUAAGUAUCUGCGACAUUAAGUCCUUUGACUCUACUUCUGGAGCUCUGAAAGCCCAAUUGAGAAAGAAGCAAAUUCCCCUGGAUAAAAAGACUGGCAUGUUUCUCGGGAAAUUUCUCCGCCGGGCCAAAUUUCCCCAGCAACAUGUCAAUGCUCUAGCCGUCAAAAUUGCCUGUAGUUGGCGUUUUAAACCUGUUUCUGAUGACGACCAUGAUCGAUGCUCCUUAUUUCUGGAGGGUGUUCAAGCUGCAUAUAGACGUCCCCGGGUACCUCAGAGCACCAGCAAUGCGUAUCAAGUGCCGAAGCCGCCCUCAGUUCCUGCCUUUUCCGCGCCUUCCACGCCCGUCAAACCCCGAAAAUUCUCACCGCCAAAACAGAAAUCUGUCGAUAAACGUGAAUGGGUGAUAAUUGACUCAGACUCCGACAGCAAUUGGGGUUCUGGUGAGGAUGACUGGCCUGGUGCAACAGAAAAUGAGACUCCUUUGGAAGAAAAUGAUCUCUUUGCUAUAAAUCGGGCUCGUGUCAGAGCAUUUAUGGCGUCUUGA
Molecule: messenger RNA, 1260 nt
Organism: Ophidiomyces ophidiicola
Lineage: Eukaryota; Fungi; Ascomycota; Eurotiomycetes; Onygenales; Onygenaceae
Exons: 1
Coding region: 1-1260 (419 amino acids)
Source: RefSeq, a predicted model, not a curated record